AUGGAAGAUGGCAUAAGUGCUGCGCAGAUUCACUUGACUUCCGACGCCACACCGUAUCACUGCCUCACAGCUCGCAGAGUUCCUCAUCACCUGUAUUCGAAAGUACGUGAAGAACUGCACCGCAUGGAAGAUGGCGACAUCAUUGCGCGUGUCGACGAACCCACAGACUGGUGUUCGCCUAUGGUGCCCGUCCUCAAACCUAACGGCAAGGUACGCAUCUGUGUCGACCUGAAGCGUCUUAAUGCGUCUGUCAAGCGGGAGACAUUUCAGCUGCCAACGUUAGAAGAUGCCCUGUCUUCACUGGCCGGAGCGACUGUGUUCACGACAUUGGACACUGCUAACGGAUUCUGGCAAGUCCCACUCAGUCCCGACUCUGCCCGUUUGACCACCUUCAUCACGCCGUUCGGCAGGUUCUACUUCAAGCGACUGCCAUUCGGCAUCACAUCAGCACCUGAGAUUUUCCAGAAGCGUCUCACCAACCUUCUGGACCAGCUCCCCGGCGUGUUCGUCUACAUGGACGAUAUCAUUGUCUCUGGCCGUACGCGAGAAGAACACGACCGUAACCUAGCUGCCGUACUAGACAUCCUGCAGAAAGCCAACGUCACGCUGAACAUGACGAAAUGUCACAAGCGUCAGGCCGAAGUGAAGUUCCUUGGUCACAUCUUCUCCGCCAAAGGUCUCCACCCUGACCCAGCGAGAGUGUCCAGCGUCGCUAAUCUGAAGCCGCCCAAGAACGUCACGGAACUGAAGCGCAUUCUCGGCAUGUUCGCGUUCAUGUCACGCUUCAUUCCCAAUCUCUCGGAAGUCAGCGCUCCACUGCGUCUUCUACUGGGGCAUGACACCGCAUGGGAGUGGUCUGCUACACAACAACAGGCCCUGGACAAGCUCAAACAGCUUGCCACCAAUGCGCCCUGCCUCACGUUCUUCGACCCAACCAAGCCCACGGUCAUCAGCGCUGAUGCCAGCAGUUACGGCUUGGGAGCUGUCCUAUUGCAGGAGCAUGACGACGGAAUGCGCCCCAUUGCAUUUGCCUCACGCAGCCUCACCACUACUGAGCAACAGUACGCGCAGAUCGAGAAGGAGUGCUUGGCUGUUGUCUGGGCUUGUGAGCGAUUCCACGGCUACAUUUACGGCAACUCGUCCCUCACUGUCCAGACGGAUCACAAACCACUCAUCCCGCUGAUCAAUACGCGUGAUUUGAACCGUGUCCCGAUGCGAUGUCAACGCCUCCUGAUGCGCCUGCUCACGUACAAUCCAGCCGCCGUGUAUGUCCCUGGCAAAGAGCUAGUUGUUGCCGAUGCUCUGUCUCGCGCUCCGCUCGCCUGUGACGACACGCCUAGUCUCCAAGACGAGAUCAGCAUCAACCUCGCAUCUUACAUCGGCGAGAUCGUGUCGGAUGGUAAAGCCCGUGACAUUGCUGACGCCACCACACAAGAUGAGACGCUCAAGCAAGUCCUCCACUUCGUCCAACACGGAUGGCCGUGCAACCCACGUGAUGUCGACGACACUGUGCGCCCAUACUUCCAUGAACGCCAGUUACUGUCCUGUGAGCAAGGUGUGCUGUACCAUGGCUUCCGCAUUGUCAUGCCACCCUCUCUGCAGCCUGAGAUGCUCGAGAAGCUCCACGAGGGACAUCAAGGUGCAACGAAGUGCAAGUCUCGCGCCCGCCAUUCCAUUUGGUGGCCAGGCUUGUCAAGGCAAAUCGACACGAUGGUCGCUACGUGUGAAGUGUGCACCAAACACCGCGUCCAGUCGACCGAACCACUGCAACCCGUCCAACGCCCAACACUGCCGUGGCACACGGUUGGUGCAGAUCUGAUGGAAUUCAACGGCACGACUUACCUCGUCAUUGUUGACUAUCUCUCGCGUUACCUCGAUGUCGUACCGCUGACUGCCACAACCUCGAUUGCUGUCAUCAAGCAUCUGCACCGCAUCUGUGCCGAGCAUGGUUUCCCGUCCACCUUGGUUACAGAUAACGGUCCUCAGUUUGCCAGCGAAGCGUUUACUGAGUUCUGCACAGCAAACGACAUCACCCAUCGCACUUCCAGUCCACGGUAUCCUCAGUCGAAUGGCGAAGCGGAACGUGCAGUUCGCACCGCCAAGAAUCUCCUGCGGAAGGCCGAAAGCCUGCAAGAUGCACUCUUGGCUUACCGCACGACACCGCUGAGCAACGGCUAUGCCCCAUGUCAGCUGUUGUAUGGCCGCCAGCUCCGUACCGGUCUACCUGCAACGACUGAACAGCUGGAACCGAAAUGGCCUGAUCUCCCUAGUAUUCUGGAAUCGGAAACUCAGUCCCAGGAACAGCAGAAGUUGCACUACGACCAACGGCAUGCAGCUAAGCCUCUCGCGACUCUACAGCUUCAUGACCGUGUAUUCAUCACCGAUCUCGAACGGGAGGGCAAGAUAGUAGAGCAAGUGUCCAAUCGUUCUUACCUCGUUGAGUCUGGUCACUCUACUGUUCGCCGCAAUCGUCGUCACUUGAUCCGACUGCCACUGCUAGAAGCAGAGAAGCCGACAGUCGAGGUUGAGUACGGUGGCACAGCAGCUGAUCCAGUCCGUCGCUCUGCUAGAGCCCCUCAGCCUGUCAACCGCCUCAUUGAAUCAUGCUAA
Molecule: messenger RNA, 2610 nt
Organism: Sycon ciliatum
Lineage: Eukaryota; Metazoa; Porifera; Calcarea; Leucosolenida; Sycettidae
Exons: 1
Coding region: 1-2610 (869 amino acids)
Biological process (GO): DNA integration
Molecular function (GO): nucleic acid binding
Source: RefSeq, a predicted model, not a curated record